AUGGUGCCCCUGCUGCUGCUGCCCCUGCUGUGGGGGGGGUCCCUACAGGAGUAUCCAGGGUACCAGCUCCAUGUGCAGGAAUUGGUGACAAUGCAGGAGGGCCUGUGUGUCCUCGUGCCCUGCUCCUUCUCCUACCCCUCGGGUUCCAGCUAUGGUAAACUCUACAUAUACUGGUUCCGGGAUGGGGACAACAGGCGCCUCCAUAGCCUUGUGGCCACAAAUAACCCAGAGCAACAAGGGAAUACAGAGACUCAGGGCCGGUUCCUCCUCCUCGGGGACCUCAGGACCAACAACUGCUCCCUGAGCAUCAAGGACGCCAGGAGGAGUGACACAGGUGUCUACUUCUUCCGAGUGGAGAGAGGAUAUUAUGUGAACUAUAAUUACAGAGAUAAGAAGCUGAAUUUGCAGGUGACAGACCUGACAGAGAAACCCGACAUCCACUUUCUGGAGCCUGUGGAGUCUGGCCGCCCCACAAAUCUGACCUGCAGCCUGCCAGGGUCCUGUGAUGGGGGAAGACCUCUCACGUUCUCCUGGGUGGGGGAUGCUCUUGACUCGCUGGACCCUGGGACCCUCCAGUCCCCGUGGCUCACCCUCACCCUGAGGCCCCAGGACCACGGCACCAACCUCAUCUGUCGGGUGAAACUCCAAGGAGCUCAGGUGACCACGGAGAGAAACAUCCAGCUCAAUGUCUCCUAUGCUCCACAGAACCUCACGAUCCGCGUCUUCUCCGGAAAUGUCACAGCCCUGAAGACCCUGAGCAACAGCACAUCGCUGCCUGUCCUGGAGGGCCAGUUCCUGCGCCUGGUGUGCGUGGCUGAUAGCAAGCCCCCUGCCAGGAUGAGCUGGUCCCGGGAGGGAAAAACCCUGAGCCCCUCCCAGCCCUCAGCACCUGGGGUCCUGGAGCUGCUCCAGGUCGGGGCUGGAGAUGGAGGGGAAUUCACUUGCCGAGCUCAGAACCUGCUGGGCUCCCAGCAUGUUUCCUUCAGCCUGUCUGUGCAGAGAUGCCCCUCUUCAUGCAGCUGUGUGACUGGGGAGCAGCAGUGCUCCUGGCCCCUGGUCCUCACCCUGAUCAGAGGGGCCCUCAUGGGGGUUGGCUUCCUCCUCACCUAUGGUCUCACCUGGAUCUACUACACCAGGUGAGGAGGCCUGUCCCUCUCCAGGGAAGUCCAGUGA
Messenger RNA from Ceratotherium simum simum (southern white rhinoceros), 1173 nucleotides. Lineage: Eukaryota; Metazoa; Chordata; Mammalia; Perissodactyla; Rhinocerotidae. The record is from RefSeq and is a predicted model, not a curated record.